AUGAAUAAACUUGAUGAUUUAAUAACUGAUGAAUUUAAUAUGAAAAUUGACGAUGAUAUUGAUGUUGAUGAGCAUGUAAUUUUACCAACGAUUACAGAACAUCAAGAUGAAGAAAUGCAACAAAGUCAACAUGAUAUGACAGAUAAUUUAAAUGAUAGUUUAUCCGAUACAAAAUCGUUAAUUGUCAAAAAUCCGAAUCCAUUCACCAAUUUAACUAAUAUGGAUGAUAGUUUUCUCGAAGAAGAACGUAAAGCAAUUGAAGAAACGUCAAUAUUAGACGAAUUUCAAGAUGAAUUAUCAGAAAAUCAUCGACCAACUCACUCAUUACGCGAUUAUUCAUUUGAAGAAUUUCAACAAGAUAUUGUUGAAAAUGUGAUAUUGAAAAAAGAACGUAUACUUGAUAUUGAAACAAAUGAAGAUGAAGUAACAAAACAUUUUUAUUCAAAUGAGAAGACAACGAGUAAACCAGCUGAAGAAACAGAUUUCCUUGAUAUGGACGUUGUGGAAAACCAUCAAAUAACACAACAAGAUGACAAUAAUCAAGGAGUAAUAAGUGAAAGUGAUGAGAAUCAAACAGAUAAUCGCAACUUAUUAAAGAAAAAUAAUUCAAUGACUAGUGUAGUAGACAGUUUAGAUGAGACUGUUAACAAUGAAAAUGAGCAGUCCACACCGCAGAUUGAAAACUUAGAAGCUCCUAUCGUCUCAACCGAUUCAAAAAACGAGAAAGACAAACUAUACAACGAUGUUUCAAUAUCAUCAUUAAAACAACAGUCGAAUGAGAUUACACCAACAAUUCUCACAACACAAACGCCGAAAACUAGGAGUCAAUCAGAUAAAAAAACAUCUCUUUCAACAAAAUCAAAAACGUCGAAACCAAAAUUAGCAAUACUAGAAAAUACUACAAUUAAUGUAAAACAAAAACAACAGCAACCAAUCGUAAAAUCUCGACUCAACUUCGAUGAAGUUGAACGAAUAUUAUCCAUGCAUAAACGUGAUGUUUCACCAAAUAAAGUUCAAAAUCGCCUGUUUAUUCCCACAAGUGAUAUAUUUCAUAAAGAUGAUCUUCUAACACGACGUCCAUCUAAUUUUGAAACAGAAUAUUUUCGAAUGUUUGUUAAACCAUUGGAAAAAAAGCGUGUACCAAUACCUUCAACAUCUAUAACACGUACAUUCAUUAAAAAAUCAUUGAUAAAAUCUUAUUCAGGUCUACUACCAAACAUGGGAGGAAAGAAUACGUCUAUUGGUGGUUCUGCCAUGAUUCAAGGUUCUGUUGAAAAACGUUCUCGCUCGUUAUCGGAAAAACGACUAGCAGCAAAAAUGGCCAAAGAAGUUGAACCUUUACCAAAUCAACCAUAUUUAUGGCAUACAUUUUCGACAAAAUAUGCACCAAACAAACAACAGAAAAAACAUGUUUCAUGGUCACCAGUAAGAGAAUAUAUUCACGAUGGACGAACAAAUGAUGAUGAUAGAAGAACGACACGGCAUACCAAUGACAUAUCACAGAAUAAGCCGAUUAAACAAACUAAACAUUUAUUUCCAAUGAGAGGCAAUCAACGAAUAUCGCGUUCUGACACCUCGAAUAAUAUUCAACCAAUUUCCACAUCAUUUAUUCCCGUUUUAGAUCGUCGAACAUUGCUUAUUCCAUCGUCUACCAAAUUUUCUCAAUUGUUACCAUUAUCCAUCACAACAAAUGAGUUAUUUCUAACGCCAACAGUUCAUACACCUAAUCGUACAAUUAUGGAACAAAAAGAUUUACUUAUUAAUAAUGAAAUAUCACCUACUACUGAAAUUCCUAUUCGAAAACAUCAAACAGAUCUUGAACGAUAUUAUGAUGAACUAGGAGAUGGACAAGUCAUUCAUUCACAACCAAGAAAUCGUUUAUUACAAACACAACGUUUUCCUCUAAAUCAUAAAUCGGAUGAUAGAAAAAACAUUUUACACAAUCAAUUACGUGAUAUUAAUAAUAGUUUUCAAAAGAAAAUGAACACAAUGGGAAAUUAUGUAAAAAAAAUUUAUCCAACAAUUUUUAUAAAAACGCCAAAUGAACAAGAAAAUAAAUUAAAACAAUAUGAUAGAUUAUUGGAAAAGAUGAGAAUAACAGAUGAACAAUUACAAUCGUUAAAACUACCAUGGAGCAAAGAUAGUAAAGAAAAAUAUACAUCUACUAUUGAAAACAUAAAUUCGCUUGAUAGAUCAAAACGACGAACAAUAUCGAGUUAUUUUUCCCCAUGGGUAUUACAAACAAUUUUUAUUAUUUUAUUCAUUUUAAACAUGAUUAUUGUUUAUUAUUUCAAUGAAUUAAAUAUUUUAUGGAAACAGUUUCAAGCUGAAUCAAUUGAAGAUGAUGAUAGUUCUUCAUCAUUAGAUCAAAAAAUCUCUCCAGAUACAAACGUACAUUAA
Messenger RNA from Didymodactylos carnosus, 2400 nucleotides. The record is from the annotation of a GenBank genome assembly. Lineage: Eukaryota; Metazoa; Rotifera; Eurotatoria; Philodinida; Philodinidae.